Molecule: messenger RNA, 588 nt
Organism: Meloidogyne enterolobii
Lineage: Eukaryota; Metazoa; Nematoda; Chromadorea; Rhabditida; Meloidogynidae
Source: the annotation of a GenBank genome assembly
CGUCUGGAUGAAUAUUUGGCAAGCCGAUUUGGGAACAAUUGGUGGAAAACCGUUGCGACUAUCGACAAAAUCAACCGGCAACUUAGAGGAUUAAUGAUACGCGACCACACCAACGGUAACAACAUCACAGACUGGGACUGCAUCACCUACAAGUCAGCACAGAAGCUACUGGUUCAACCCGGCGAAACAGUAGCACAACAUUGGCAACUGAAAGGGCUACCAAUUCGGGAACCACACCUCCCUGUACUUCGACAAUUUGGUGGCAUCCGUGGAACAUCACGUCAAUCUCGCCAACGUCAACGUCUAGGUUUUAUCCCUUGGCAAAUGGGAUAUGACCACAAAAGUUACUUCCCCCUGCAAAACUUGGAAAUUGUAAUGCCCACGCCAUCGUCAAAACCUAACGAAAAUCGUCAAGAAGAGCAACAACCUCGUCAAAUUCAUGUAAUCACCGAAGCAACGCGUCAACAAAUCAUCACCAAACUUGACAAGACAAGAGACGAAAUCAACGACGUAAUCAAACUUGUUCAACAACUUGCACCUUCUGAGCAACCUUCAACCUCUUGGAGUUGGAAUGGAGGAAAGCAGUAA